Molecule: messenger RNA, 864 nt
Organism: Umbelopsis ramanniana AG
Lineage: Eukaryota; Fungi; Mucoromycota; Umbelopsidomycetes; Umbelopsidales; Umbelopsidaceae
Exons: 3
Coding region: 37-678 (213 amino acids)
Source: RefSeq, a predicted model, not a curated record
CUCACAUUCCUCUCUUUUCCCUCUCCGCAUCUUAUUAUGACUCCCAAACAACCUAGCGAGGCUGUAAAGCAAGAAUUAACUGCUGCACUGGAAACGGCAGCAAAGAACCUACAAGAAGCCUGUGACCUGCUGAAGAAGUUCGGUUCUUUGGAGUUUGAGUCGGAAGACACCAAAGAAGAUGCUAAGAAGAAGCGCAAGCAUAAAGAGAAGGAUCCAAAUGCACCUAAACGACCUGUCAGUAGCUACUUAUAUUUCUGCAACGACCGAAGGGCUCACAUAAAGAAGGAACAACCUUCGAUAGAUCCAAAGGAAAUGGUGAGUUUGCUGGGUAAAGAGUGGCAGGCACUGGACGAAGCCGCCAGAAAACAGUGGGAGCGCAAAGCGAGCGAAGACAAGGAGCGUUAUCAGAAGCAACUUGAAGUAUACAAAUCUGGUCAAGAUUCUGGUAUUCCAAUUGAAGAAGAUCACUCCGAGGAACCUCCCAGUAAACCCAAGAAAGCUAAGGUAGAAGCUAAGGCAAAGGAGACGAAGGCAGAGAAGAAGGAGGAGGCUACUAGCGAUGAAGGCGAGGAAAAAGAAGAGAAGGAGCACAAAAAGGACAAAGCAUCAAAUGGCGAAAAGAAAUCCAAGAAAGACAAGGAGAAGAAAAAGUCUAAGAAAUCCAAGGACGAAGAGUGAUUGAAGAUAAUUCAGUGUUCCUCUCAUAAAGCUUCAACCAACCACCUACCCGCAGACCACUGUGAGCCACCUCCAAUCUAUUACAAAGCAGGAGCCAGUUUACGGCAACAAAAUUUUGCCACAAUCGUUUAACUUUUUUUUUGAUCUGUAUUAACGUUCGUCAAUUCGAUAAAAUCUUGUAAUCUC